Molecule: messenger RNA, 960 nt
Organism: Boleophthalmus pectinirostris (great blue-spotted mudskipper)
Lineage: Eukaryota; Metazoa; Chordata; Actinopteri; Gobiiformes; Gobiidae
Product: immunoglobulin lambda-1 light chain-like
Exons: 4
Coding region: 66-797 (243 amino acids)
Source: RefSeq, a predicted model, not a curated record
UUAUAAGCGUCCCUCCCUCCCUCCGUCCCUCACACUGCAGUACAUUUGCUGUACACUGGGACAACAUGCUGUGGAGUCUGUACACUCUGGCCUGUGCUCUCACAUGUGUGAGUGCUGUGACGCAGGUGACCCAGAACCCUCCUGAUGUGAGUGUGGAGAGAGGACAGAGCGUCUCCAUGGACUGUAACCUGGGAUAUGUGGAGGAUAGUGCAGCCCGUUGGUACAAACAGUCUCCAGGACAAGUUCCACAGUUUCUCUUGUAUCAUCACCAUUCAUAUAGCGCUCCAACCUACGGCUCUGGUGUGUCCUCCUCUAAAUUCAAAUGUACUCAUCAGUCUAAAAGAGAUUAUCGUUUGACCAUCAACAGUUUGGAACAAUCAGAUUCUGCAGUUUAUUACUGUAGCACAUGGGACAGCACUGUUAACGAGUGGGUAUUCGGAGCAGGCACCAGGCUCUCUGUCACAGAUGCCUCUCGUCCUCCUCCAGUGGUGACAGUGUUCCCUCCGUCCCCCGCACAGCUCCAGUCCCACACAGUCACUCUGCUCUGUGUCUCUGCUCAGUCGGGGCCCUGGGCUCAGGUGAGCUGGUUGGCUGAUGGGAGUCCAGUGAGCAGUGGGGUGUGGAGCAGCGGGGCCGUCCUGGGAGCAGAGCAGACUUUUCACGUGAGCAGCUCUCUGUCCAUCCCCACGUCCCACUGGACCUGCAGCCAGAAGCUGUACACAUGCAGAGUGUCCCUGGGCCCUCAGACACAGCCUGCCCAGGACACCAUCAGGAGUGGUGUGUGUGACUCACACUAGUACAGCACCACUGACACCUGCACUGUGCUCCUGUGUGCUCCUCCAAAGUCUCCACUGUCAAAGCCUCUGAACACAGCAUCACAUCUGGGAAGGAUACAUCACAUUUCUGCUUUGUUGUCAACAAUGUAGAUGUGAAUUUCAAAAAUAAAUCUUGCAUGAAAAA